ACGCGGUGGCGGGCGGCGGGUGUCCGCAGCCAGGUGUGCCCGGCCGGUGCCAGCGCUUCGUUAGCCCGCUGUGGCCGCUGCGCUGCCCGGCUCGCCACCAUGACCGUCACACGGCUCGACCAGGGGCAACGCCACCGCCCGCGGAUGGCCUUCCUGAAAAAGAUCGAAGCACUUAUGAUGGAGAUGCAGAAUCCAGACACAGGCAUCAAGACACAGACGCAGAAGGUGAUGAUCACGAACAUCCCCCAUGCUGUGACAGGUAACGAUAUACUGCAGUGGAUUCUCCAGCGCUUGCAGAUCACUGAGGAAGAGGCACUCCACCUGGGAGACCUGUUUGUCAAAUAUGGAUACAUCUACCCUCUUCAGGAGCCCAAGAAUCUCACCCUUAAGACAGAUGGCAGCCUGUACAGGUUUCAAACUCCCUAUUUCUGGCCUGCACAGGGCUGGCCUGCUGAUGACACAGACUAUGCAAUUUACUUGGCAAAGAAGAACAUAAAGAGGAAAGGGAUUUUAGAAGAAUAUGAAAAGGAACAUUACAACAUGCUCAAUCAAAAAAUAAACUACAAGUGGGAUUUUGUUAUUAUGCAGGCCAAGGAGCAGUAUAAGGCAGGGAAGGAACGGAAGAAGGCAGACAGGUACGCCUUGGACUGCCAGGAGAGAGCCUACUGGCUUGUGAACAGAACACCUCCCGGCAUGCUGGACGCCCUGGAGUACGGGUUAGACCGUGUAACGGAUCCCAAUGAAAAUAAGAAAAAAACGAUUGAUGUUUACAGGAGAGAGAUCAUGUACUAUCAGCAGGCCAUCAUGAAGUCCAGAGUGAAAUCCUCUGUCUCUCUCGGAGGGCUUGUGAAGUACUCUGAGCAGUUCCUCUCCAAUGACCCUAUCCUGUCUGGAUGUCUCCCCAGCAACCCCUGGAUAACAGAUGACCCAGAGUUCUGGGAUCUCAAUGCAAAACUGGUGGAAAUCCCCACCAGAAUGCGUGUGGAGCGAUGGGCCUUCAAUUUCAGUGAGCUGAUCCAGGACCCCAAAGGUCGGCAGAACUUCCAGCUCUUCCUGAAGAAGGAGUUCAGCGGAGAGAAUCUGAGUUUCUGGGAAGCCUGUGAGGAUCUCAAGUAUGGAGAUCAGUCCAAGGUCAAAGAAAAAGCAGAAGAAAUUUACAAGCUCUUCCUGGCUCCAGGAGCAAGGCGCUGGAUUAACAUUGAUGGCACAACAAUGGGCAUCACAGUCAAAGGCCUCAAACACCCUCAUCGAUAUGUUUUAGAUGCUGCUCAGACCCACAUUUACAUGCUGAUGAAAAAGGACUCCUAUGGCCGCUAUUUAAAGUCUCCAGUAUACAAGGAAAUGCUGGCCAAGGCCAUUGUGCCACAGGAGACUGUCAAAAAAAGCUCUGCGUUCUCCUUCGGACGCCGUCACCUUCCCUCCAGCCCCAGCCCCAUCAUCCUGAGGCAGCGGGAGGAAGAGGCCAAAGCCAAAGAAGCUGCCACCACCGUGGACAUCACGCAGGUCAUGAGCAAGCUGGAUCGUAGGAGCCAGCUCAAGGAACCUCCCAAGUAGGCUCUGAGCCCCUGAGGGCACAGAGCGCAGGGAAAAGACAAGCUGAGGCUGGCGUUGAGCUUCGUCUCCCCUUCCUGAAGGUGUCAGUGGUGCUUUAGGUUUCCCAGGCCGGCUCUGCCUACAGCCCGCUUCCUGCACGUUGCCAUGGCUUCUGGAGCAGCAGAUGUCCCUUCCCUGGCACGGCAGCCUCGGGAGUGCAGGCAGAGGGGGGCAGGAGCCCGGCUCCCUCCCCGCACACCUCGGAGGGGGAGUGCCUUCUGCCUGCCCCAGGACCCCUCCUCGGAGGCUGGGCAGCCCAUCCACCUCUCCCUGGCUCCUGCUCCUCCAGGAGGUGGGAUGGCACAGAGCAGAGUGAAGCUCUGCCCUCCCAGUCCUUUGGAUUCGAAUCAUCCUUCCUGGGAGUAGAGGUGGAUGGCCCUGCAGGGAGCAGGGGGAGCUGCCCACCUCAGAGCUGUCCACAGUGGUGCCCAUCCUCUCAGAGGGGCUGUGCACCCUGCCAAGGGGUGAUCCUGGGCGUCCCCUGGCAGGAAGACACCCCUCAUUCAAGUAUCCUGCACCUUCUAGCCAGUGCAAGGGAGCCCACAGGCAGAAAACCAGAGUGAGUUUCCUAUGAGAAGGGUAGGGUGAGUGUUUCUGAAGGUUUAGUUGAUCCUUUGAAUGUUAAUGACACUCCCAGUUCUCCCUGGGACGUUGGGGGUGAUCAGAAGGCUCUGCUCUCCCUGUCAGCCUGUGGGUGCUGGGUGUGCAGGUGCAGAGCCAUCUCCACACCAGUCUGCAGGACGGGCUUGAGAGAUGCAGCUGUGGCUUUGGGUUCCUUUUAUCAAAUCCAUCCUUGCCUCUUGUCUUGUCUUUUUCCUGCACUCCUAUUUUCUGUUGUCAAAAACACCUACCAGGAGGUAUUUCCAGUUGUCACUGGCUUGUAGCCCAGAGGCAAGGGAGAAGCAGGCCAGAGGUGUUGAGAACUGAUUUCAGCUCUCAGUAGUGCUUUGGGUUCUUUUUUUUUCCCUUGCUCUGUCUCUUUUGCUCUUUAGAAUGAGGCAACCUAAAAUACCAUGUUAGUGCUGAAGAGCUGAGGGAGAUUCCAGGCUUUGCUGGGAAACCCCAGUGUGUCUGGAGCAGACCAGUGAUUACCACAAGUGGGAAGAUUCCUGCAGAGCCCGGUAAAGGGAACUGCGGGGGCAGCAAAGCUUCCUCGUGUCUUCAAGUGCAGGGGAAGCAGAGGGGCUGGGUGGGAAGCACUGAGCGCUGGGAAGCUCUUCCUAUUGUUCAUUGGUGUGACUCCCCAGGAAGUGUGAGAUGGAGGAAGAUGGCAGUGGGAGCCUGGAGCUGUGUCUGAGCAGCUUUGCACAGCAGUUGGUGCCCUCCCUGAGGCAGAACCAGGGCUGUGGUCUGGUCUGGGAUGGCUGCACAAGUCUCCUCCCCUUUGCAGCUGAAGGAGGGAGGUUUUCAUGACCUCUGGUAACCCAGCAGUGGUUAAGGCCUUUUAGAGGAAUUGGAACUAAGUUGCAGGAGUCUCCAGCUCUCAUGUCAGGGUCUGCUUGGUAAGUCUCUGCACCUAUUCCCAGUGGAAGCAAUGGCGAAUUUUGCAGUUCCCUAAGGCUGAGCAGCUUCAGACCCUUUUGUUUUGCUGUUGUUUUAAAUUCUGCUUAAAGCCUUGAGGCUUUUCUCCAUCAGGUACUGAGCACCAUCAGCCUACCUUGACAUGAGAGCACUGAGCAACUCAAGAGCUUGGUAGGGCUGGUCCAAAGCUCCUCAGAUGUGAUGAGCUCUAGAGUCUCCUCAGAGCCUGUGUGACAUGGAGCCCUGAGCAGGUUGGGAUUGCCAGUAUGUAGUAACAUGUGGAAGAUCAAGUCAAGGUAUAAAUAAUAAAUAACAAACCUGUGUGUUCCAGUCAGUCCCUCUGAUUCUACUUCUGUUUUGUCUGCAGCUUUGCUUUUUAUGUUCUCUCUAUCCAUUCCUUUCUCUGAUUUCUCAUCAUGUCAGCUUUGCGUGGCUCUCCCCCUGACAUGGGUUAAUGCUGCAUGCUCUGGAGUCACUCUGCUUGUGAAACACCCACCCUACUGGUGCAGGCAGAAGCUGGCUGUUCUGCUAAUGGGCUGGAUAAACUGUCAUGACCCAGUGUGUACCACUCCUUGCUGCUCAGUCCCUGAAGAGGAAGGUCUCCUGGUACAAAGUGUGACCACGGUACAAACUGAACUUCACUUUGUGCCAGCCAAGAAAUUGUUUGUUUCCAUUGGAAACCAGAGCAACAUGUUGUUUCAUUUCUUGGCCACUGCUUCCCUGCAUUCAUC
Molecule: messenger RNA, 3845 nt
Organism: Colius striatus (speckled mousebird)
Lineage: Eukaryota; Metazoa; Chordata; Aves; Coliiformes; Coliidae
Gene: RGS9
Product: regulator of G protein signaling 9
Exons: 17
Coding region: 100-1554 (484 amino acids)
Biological process (GO): G protein-coupled receptor signaling pathway; regulation of G protein-coupled receptor signaling pathway; intracellular signal transduction
Source: RefSeq, a predicted model, not a curated record